Messenger RNA from Drosophila grimshawi, 1857 nucleotides. RefSeq names its product alkaline phosphatase. The transcript is spliced from 2 exons. The record is from RefSeq and is a predicted model, not a curated record. The coding region runs from base 67 to 1695 and encodes 542 amino acids. Gene Ontology annotation, molecular function: alkaline phosphatase activity. Gene Ontology annotation, biological process: dephosphorylation. Lineage: Eukaryota; Metazoa; Arthropoda; Insecta; Diptera; Drosophilidae.
AUAAAGCUGGUCUCGUGCGACUCACUAUCAAUUCCCAUUGAAACGUGCACAGCUCUGGCAGCAAAGAUGAUCUUGCAUUUGUUCGCAUUGGGAACGAUCGUUGUUCUUGCCAGUGGCUAUGCGCUGCCCACCCGUGAGGCUGAGCGUGGCAUGCAUCCAGUGUACAAGGCAGAUGCCGCAGAGCUGCGUUCCAAGCGUGCCAGCAUGCCGGUGAUGACGUUUCCCUCGUUGAAGGUGGAACAGUAUGCGGAAUAUUGGCGUAGCAUUGCCAACCAGACGCUGGAACAGCAGCUGGAGAGCAAGAUGCGAUUGAACACACAGUUGGCCAAGAAUAUAAUGCUGUUCCUGGGCGAUGGCAUGUCCAUACCGACAAUAACAGCGGGCCGAGUCUAUCUGGGGGGCGAGGAGAAGCAGUUUGCCUUCGAGCAGUUCCCCUACGUCGGCCUGAGCAAGACGUACUGCGCCAAUAUGCAAGUGGCGGAUUCGGCGUGCACCGCCACAGCUUAUCUGUGUGGCGUCAAGGCCAAUUAUGGCACUGUGGGCGUCACGGCAGCGGUGCACAUGAAGGACUGCUUUGCGCAAUCGCAGCCGGAGCAUCAGGUGGCCUCCAUUGCCGAGUGGGCGCAGCGGCAAGGCAUGGCCACGGGCCUGAUCACAACCACAUCGGUGACACAUGCCUCUCCGGCGGGUAUCUAUGCCCACAUCGCCAAUCGCAACUGGGAGAACGAUGCGGAUGUCCAAGCGGAUGGCGCUGAUCCCAGCGUCUGUGCGGAUAUUGCCUCCCAGCUGGUGUAUGGUCCAGUUGGCCAAAAUCUGAAUGUGAUUCUCGGCGGGGGACGUGAGAAUUUUCUACCCGAACAUGUUCGGGACACAAGUGGCCAGCUGGGUCGUCGCAAAGACGGACGCAAUCUUAUCGAGGAGUGGCGGCGUCAGCACACCAACAGUGCCCACUACGUAUACACACGUCGCCAGCUGCUGGAACUGUCCAACCAGACGUCCCGAGUGCUCGGCCUAUUCGCACCAUAUCAUAUGCCCUAUCAUCUCGAUUCGAAUGCCGAGGAGCUGCCCACUUUGGAGGAGAUGGUGCAGGCAGCGAUGGACAUACUGGAGCGCCAGAGCGGCGGACGUGGCUACUUUCUGUUCGUAGAGGGCGGUCGCAUCGAUCAUGGUCAUCACGAUACGUUGGCCCUGCGAGCCAUUGAUGAGACCGCUGAGUUCGACAAGUCCGUGCGCUGGGCACGGACACACAGCAGCGUGGAGGAUACGUUGAUUGUGGUGACAUCGGAUCACUCGCAUACCAUGUCGCUGGCCGGGUAUUCCAGUCGAAAGAACGAUAUAUUUGGCAUCAAUGAUGGGCAACUGGCCGCCGAUGAUUUGCCGUAUGCAACAUUAAGCUAUGCCAACGGACCCGGCUACAACAGCAACUAUCUGCGUGAGGGAGGCGCCGUCAAGCGGAAGAAUCUGCGUGCCAUCAACAUGAAGAACAAAGAUUUCAUGUUUCCGACGGCGGUGCCACUCGAGUCGGAGACACAUGGCGGCGACGAUGUUGCCGUCUUCGCCAGUGGACCCUAUGCCCAGCUCUUCUCCGGCGUCUACGAGCAGCACUUCAUCCCCCAUGCGAUGGCUUAUGCCUCCUGUUUGAGUGAAUCGCGUAGCAUGUGCUCGGAUACGGGGAUUAGCCGGCGAAUACGUUAAGUUGGGCCUUGGGAUUGUGUAGUCACUUUGGGCGUGACUUUGAUUAAUGCACAAUCAGCAGUAAUUAAUUGUACUUAUUACGUAACUUAUGAACACACUAUUUUAGUUGGUAAGGUAUUUAAUUCAAACAGCUAUAUGACUAAAUAUACAAAAUCAAACUAA